GACUUUGUGACCAUCUUUCCUAGAUAUCUUUCAUUGUAUAUUUUUUCAUUUCUUGACCCAAAAUCACUUUGUAGAUGUUCUCAGGUUUCUUGGAACUGGAAAACUUUAUCUGAAAAUGAAAGAAUCUGGCAAAUGAAGUGCCUGCAACACGCCUGGUACCUGCCGACUCUCAACACCCCACAACAACAACAGAGCCACACACUGAGCACCACAUGUGCACACAAACUUCAUUACAUCGCAUGUGCUAGAACUCUAGAUUUC
Molecule: messenger RNA, 261 nt
Organism: Helobdella robusta
Lineage: Eukaryota; Metazoa; Annelida; Clitellata; Rhynchobdellida; Glossiphoniidae
Exons: 2
Molecular function (GO): protein binding
Source: RefSeq, a predicted model, not a curated record